AUGGCAAUUCCAAAAGCUCUCUACUCUUUAGCCAUCCUUGUCCUUCUCUUUGUUGUUUCGAAUAGUCAAACAGUCUGCAAUCCAGGAUGCAAGGCUAAAGAACCGUUCAACUGCGACAAUGUUCAUACAUUCAACCGAACUGGAUUUGCAAAGAAUUUCACUUUUGGUGCAGCUACUUCUGCAUACCAGAGUGAAGGUGCUGCACAUAGAGCAUUGAACGGAUGGGACUAUUUCACUCAUAGAUAUCCAGAGGGAAGACUGAUUGGAGGGUUGGACGAGAAUGGUAUUCAAUACUACAACAAUCUCAUCAACGAGUUACUAAAACAUGGCAUAAAACCAUAUGUCACUAUAUUUCAUUGGGAUGUUCCCCAAACUUUAGAAGACGAAUACGGAGGCUUCCUAAGCAAACGUAUAGUGGAGGAUUACACAAACUACGCGGAGCUUCUAUUCCAAAGAUUCGGAGACAGAGUUAAACAUUGGAUCACUUUGAACCAGCCUUACUCUCUCGCAACCAAAGGUUAUGGAGAUGGAUCGUAUCCACCCGGACGGUGCACUGGCUGUGAAUUUGGAGGAAAUUCUGCAACCGAGCCUUACAUAGUUGCACACCACCAACUUCUAGCUCAUGCAACAACUGUAGCUUUAUACCGAGAAAGAUAUAAGAAAUCUCAAGGGGGUAAGAUAGGAACGACUUUGAUUGGAAGAUGGUUUGUCCCAUUAAACGAAACUAGCGAACAAGAUAAGGCUGCUGCAAAACGGGCAUUCGAUUUCAUCGUCGGAUGGGUUGAACUAUUAUGUUACACAUUAUACGGCCGAUGCAUCUAUUUCGUACCUAGUGUCGCAACUGAUCCAUGCGUUACUCUUGGAUAUUAUCGCAAUGGAGUUACUAUUGGCGUUGUGGCUCCCAGCUUUUUGUAUUAUCCUCCAGGAUUCCGUAUGAUUCUAAAUCACAUCAAAGUUAACUACGGAAACCCACUUACCUAUAUUACCGAAAACGGAGUUGCUGAUCCUGGAAACGGAAACUUACCGAUUAAAGAAGCUCUUGCCGACAAAGGAAGAAUUCAAAAUCACUGCAGCCAUCUUUCGUGCCUCAAAUGCGCCAUCGAGAACGGAUCCAACGUAGCAGGAUAUUUUGCAUGGUCUUUGAUGGACAACUACGAAUUCGGAAAUGGUUACACUCUCCGGUUUGGUAUGAAUUGGGUCAACUUCACUAAUCCUAUUGAUCGAAGACAAAAGGAUUCUGGCAAAUGGUUCUCUAAAUUCAUCACAAAAUAA
Messenger RNA from Microthlaspi erraticum, 1272 nucleotides. The record is from the annotation of a GenBank genome assembly. NCBI's taxonomy places the organism in Eukaryota, Viridiplantae, Streptophyta, Magnoliopsida, Brassicales, Brassicaceae.